CAGAAAUUUCCCAGUGACCACCAGAAUACUUUUUGUAACUAUCUCAACAACCUGUGUUGCCGUUGUCAGCUCAAAACCAUGGGUUGGAAAGAUCACCUGAAGCGUCUCAAAAAUGAGGUUGAGCAGUUGAUUGCGGAGCCGGGGUCCCAAUCCUCGCAGCAGUCUCAAGCCCCGCCCUCUCAGCAGCAGCAGCAGCAGCAGUAUCAACAGUAUGCGCAGCCGCCCCCUCCCCCGCCGCAGCAGCAGCCGAUGGGUGGACAGCCUGGUCAUGUUUACUGGCAACCCCAGUUCCGACCCGAUGUGCCCGUUACCCAGGACUGGGACGGGAAGAUUGGCAAUGGGACGGAUGGUUGGGGCAACCAGGAGCUGCAGCAUUACACUGCCGAGCAGCAGAAUGUCUUCUACACUCCAGAUGGGAAGCUCGUGCUCCGAGCCCUCGCCAACAGUAGCUGUCCCAACCACGAGCAGAAGUACACGUCGGCCCGUUUGGUGAGCAGACAGACGCUGGCACGUGACCAGGGAGUGUUGACCGCUGUCAUCUUGUCUCCCUGUGCUGAGGGUAUCUGGCCGGCCUUCUGGCUUCUUCCACAGGAGCCGUUUGCAUGGCCUACCGAUGGUGAAGUUGACAUUGCUGAGACCUGGAACGGAGAUUGCGAGAACCACUCGUGCCUUCACUGGGGCCAGCAUCACGAGCCGGACAAACAUCGCGUUCUUGGGACUAAGAUUCCCGAUAUGCAGUACCGACCUGUGAGGUACGACCUAGCGUGGGUGCAGCCAGGUGGGCAACCCGGGCAGGGUAGGAUGAUUUGGUACAUCGACGGAAGACCGGUGAUGAAGGGGGAUAUUCCGGCUGGAACCCGGCCUAUGAGAGACAUGACCAUUUUGCUGAAUGUGGCGAUGGGAGGCAAUGUUUGUGGUGGAAAGACUCCGAGGGAUGGAUAUUACGACAUGGUCGUGCACCAGCUAUUCAUGGCGAGUGAGCCCGAGUACGGGGGUUGGCAGAGGUUCGAGAACGACUGGGCACACACGCAACUGGGCAACACAUACUAGGUCUCUACAACGGCAAUAUUGUCGGAGUAUCUACUUGUAGUUUGAAGAGUUCUUGCCGACAACGCAGGGGGGGCGGGGCAGACGAUGGCGGCGCAGGAGAGGGCAAACUGUGGCCGCAUAGUGGGCAAAGACGCUUGGAUCGAGCAGCAUCUUUGUGUGGCCGACGAUGACAUGCCAGGCACGGGCAACGGAGACCGUAUUGAAUACUGUUCGGAGAGCCUGAUCCAGCCUCAACCGGCGUACACUUGACGUUUACCUAGAAACAUGAAGGCAACCCACAGACACUCUUCCUACCUCGCCAGGUGUGUUUUGUCGAAGCAGUAGUCUCGUUCAAGCUGCGUGUUGCCAACGUACUGUGCGGUGCUGACAGGAUACGCUUCAAUCGAUCGAACUGCUGGGCAAGAAGAUGAGGUCGAGGUCUCUAUGGAAGGGGCGACUAGGCAUACUCGGGUGCUAUUGCGUUCGGUAUGACACCUGUGUUUAAAGAGAAGCAGUUUAAUGAUGCAAGGUUGAAGUCAGUCAUAAGUUGUUAUGGUGGAUCUGCUGCACUACGUCUAGGUACUAGCGGCGUGGCGGU
Molecule: messenger RNA, 1627 nt
Organism: Colletotrichum destructivum
Lineage: Eukaryota; Fungi; Ascomycota; Sordariomycetes; Glomerellales; Glomerellaceae
Product: Putative glycoside hydrolase family 16, concanavalin A-like lectin/glucanase domain superfamily
Exons: 2
Coding region: 79-1050 (323 amino acids)
Biological process (GO): carbohydrate metabolic process
Molecular function (GO): hydrolase activity, hydrolyzing O-glycosyl compounds
Source: RefSeq, a predicted model, not a curated record